Molecule: messenger RNA, 4519 nt
Organism: Porites evermanni
Lineage: Eukaryota; Metazoa; Cnidaria; Anthozoa; Scleractinia; Poritidae
Source: the annotation of a GenBank genome assembly
AUGUUUUUCAAUAUAUUUAUUAAUGACUUGUUUCAGCAUGUGAAAUAUGCAAAACUAAACGCAUACGCAGACGACCAUCAGAUUUACUCGUCUAGCCUAGACCCACUCGCACUGGAAGAGUGCAUUUGUCAAGAAGUUAAUGUCGCAAAUCAGUGGUAUAAAAACAAUGGCAUGAUUGUGAACGAGAAAAAGCACUAACCUCUAAUCCUGGGAAAAACUGAGCACAAUUUUAGUUUCUCAGUAAAUAACUCAAUAGAUGUAGUUGGGAUGACAAUAGAUAAUAGGCUCUCUUUUGAUAACCACGUAUCAGUUAUCCGUAAGAAAAUAAAUAAUCAAUUUAACGCAAUGCUUACAUUUCGGAAACUUAUUAAUAAGGGGACGCUAUUGAAGCUUUUUUUUAUUUGAAGCCUUUAUUUUGCCACAUUUUUACUACUGUUCUUCUGUGUGGCAUUUCUGUGGUGCGCAUAAUGCCGACAAAGUGGAUAACCUAAAUAAGCGCAUUUUUAGGUUUACCGUAAAUCCCCCAUUUAGCCCCCCCUCUCAAAUAAGCCCCCCCUCUCCAAUAAGUCCCCCCCCCCUUUUCAGAGGAGGAAAGUUAAUAAGCCCCCCCCCUCCCCCUCCCCCAAUCCUUAUUCUUCACAAAAAAAAUUAACGAUUAACGUGGACUGAUCAGUUAUGGUUUAUUCAGGCUGAAAGUUCAUAUUGUUUUGGGUCUUUGGUCGCAUGACCCCCAAUUUCAUAUGCUUGACUUUCUCAACUUUGCGCUCUAGUUCUCUGUGGAGAACAUUUUUGAAGAAUAAGAAUUUUGUUUUUGUUACUUUUAGGCUCCCACAAGUGAAAUAAAUACUUUUGACAGUAACUUUAAUUGUACAACGCGUAACUCUACUCUGUCUCAUACCACGGUGUUUUUGCUACAGGUGAUGCGUUUUGCUAAAUUAAAUAAGCCCCCCCUCAAAAGUGCUUGAUAGAGGAUUUACGGUAUACUAAAGGACUACAGCUCUCCAUAUGACAUUUUACUAAGCAAAGUUAACAUGAAAUCUCUAUUCAUAAGACGCCUCCAGAACUUCAUGAUCACAUCACAUAAGAGUCUGUUCUUUACGAAUUAUCCAAGUUAUUUAAAAGAUAUGUUCAUCGUACGGUCUUCAUCCUACAAUUUGGGCGGAAAUCAUAUCCUGGCCCUUCCUAACCCAAAAACAACGACUUACGGUCUGCACUCUUUUUCAUACUUAGCCGGCAAAAUAUGGAACUCUCUCCCAGACACUUACUAAACAUUAAAUUUCCCAGAAUUCAAGCAGGAGAUCCUCAGAUAUGGAGCUUUUCCACAGUAGAUUUACAAGUUAUAUUCCUCUUUGCAUGCAUAAUGUUGUAUUUAGUUUAUAAAUAAUAAUAGAAUUGUAAUAUAACAUAUUUUAUUUUAUUUUAACUUAUUUUCUCGAAUACAUUAGCUCUACACCUACUCUGUAAAUUUCGAGCAUAAAUAAAGUAUAUGUAUAUGUAUGUAUGUAUAUAUUCAAUAUCCAAAAUUGCGUGUUAAGUAGAACAGUUUGCUCGGAAACCAUACUGUGCAUUAUAAAGAAUGUGUUAUUUUUUUUCGAUAAAGGAGGUGAGGCGUUUACGCAUCAGUCUUUCGAACAAUCGAUUGAACACAGAUAGUAAUGAAAUUGGCCGAUAAUUGCCUAGCUCAGUUCUGUCACCUGUCUUAUAGACUGCAGGGGCGUAGCCAGGAUUUUUCAAAGGGGGAGGGGUGGUCACAGAGGCUACUCACUGCUGCUCUCUUUCGUGUAUCAGCGGGCUCAGUCGUAUUAUCGCGGCUUGAAGGCCCAUAUUAACUAAAGACAAGAGCCGUUGACGAAAAUACUUUACAAAAAAACAAAUUUAAAAAAGUGGGCUUUUCAACAAUGGCUUUUACGACCAAGAUAUUGUCAUGGCGUUUUCGCCACCUGAAUAUUGUAGCUUGUUUGGUCUUUUACGUCAUCAGUAUGGAAUUUCUGUCGCUGACUCGCAGACUUUCCUCCCCACGAAACGUCCCCAGCGGCGAGGAGCGAGGAGAAACGGCUGUUUUCGCAGGCUAACAUAAGAUGUGUCCUAAAUGUUCACUGCCCUGCAUAGGCUGCAGGAACAGAGCUCCGAAAAUAUAUUUUUCGGAGGGAGAGAAGCGACGACCGGAAAUAUACGUCUGCGCUUCGCAGGCUAGGAAAAGGAAGGAGAGCUUGAAACUACUUAUCUGGGAUUCAGUUUCAGCUCUGUCUGGAAUUUGAAUAUCUGCAUCGAAAUAGUCGAUGCGAAGUGCUGAUUGGCGGAGAUUACAUUAGCAAUGACGUCCUUACCCUUGGCCCGUGUUUUUCAGAGUUUGUUUACAUUCGCGUUAUGCGCUGAUUGGCAGAAAUCUGACAGUUGUGACGGCGAGCUACAGGGCCUGUUUCAGGCGUUUGGGUAGAGGAGUGCGGCGCGAAGGAAGUGAAAGCCUAGUUCCCAGGGUUCUCUCCAACCCGCCCUACGGAGCGAGAGAGAGAGAGCUCUCUCUCUCUCUCUCGCUCCGCAGGAAGGGUAGGUGAGAACCCUGGGAACGAGGUUGAGGAAGAGAGCGAAAAAAAAAUUAAGGAGGAAAGAGGGCGAGGGAGAGAGAAGGGAACCUUAACUCGCUCUCACCCCUACCCCACCCCCUCGUCGUUGUGUUUUUUUUUUCUGCUUACAUCUUUUUUCGCCUUCGCCACUGCUGGGUUACCUGUGGCCUCACGAGCCUGUGACCUGUCAUGACAUAAGCCUCGUUUCAGUGAGAAGUUGUCGGUGGAGUCGUGCUUUCAUCGUGCCGCAGCAGCGUUUCAUAGUAUGUGAGGGAGUUUACUUAUUCAUCUACACACAUGAAGUUAAAGAUACGGACUGUAUUGCUUAACUGAUGUAGAAGAACACCAUCCAAGCAGCGGUGAGUAAAAUUGCACCAGUUAUGCCACUAUGUUUGCCGCAUUUUUGCACGCCCCUUCCGAUUCUCGCAAUCAGCUGAAUCAGCUGAAUGAAAUCAAUUGUUGCUCUGAAUGAAAAUAUUUAGGCGUGAAACUGGUUAUUAACAUUGGAAAACCGUUUAGAUCGUUUACUUUUAACGGUGUGUGGAGUUUUAUCGGAAAUGAAAAGCUGCAUUCUUCCAAAUUUCUGGAUGUGAUUGGCUUGUUUAGAGCGUGUCAUCCCGGGAUGAUAAAAUGGGACCACAGGUAGCCCACACAAUCUGUUUGCGUAACCGAUGUAAUUUGCUUUAUCUUCGGUAAAUUUUGUCCUUUUGCCUCAGAAGUGGUAUUUCCAGCGAUUUUGAAGGAUUUUGAGUUCGCUGUUCCUCUUAAUAGAAGGACAAGGGUGGAAUAAAUUUUUGAACGGCCCCAGCACUAGAGCGAUUUUCCCUCAGAAAAUCACGUCGCUCCGCCUUCAAACCUCGCAGCAGAAAGCUCGUAACAUUCACCCUUGUUCUUGUACCUUCCAAUCAAAGAUCCAUCCAAAAGGCCCGGAACUAGGCCUCGAAGAAAACUAAAAUUUCAAAGUUUUUGAACGGUCAAAAUGCGUAGCAAGAGUUAUGUGUGGCGGCCAGAAACGGUCCCACUGAUUGCCUCUUUUUAACUGGAUUUUUUUUAACCAAAUGCUUACACAACUAGACCCCGACUUUACUGGGCUGCCCGGCAUAAAACCUGUGUUGAAUGAGAACGAGAAGUUUUCUAGAACAGACAGCCAACAGCUUAUUAUAAAGGGAAUUAACCCAUUAAACCUCACUCAAGCAGCUGUACCAAGACUUUAAAUAGAUGAUAAUCUUAUUUUAAAACUUAUGGUCGACACGAAAAUGCAUUUUGCCACAAAAAAAAAUGUUCUGUUUCAAGAUUUUUCCUUUUGUUUCUUGUUAUUUGUCUUGAAGUUAAAGGAAUUAGCUGUUUGCAUUUUCUGACCUCGAAAAGUUUAAAGAUUUGAUUACUCACAUGUCAAUUUCAUUGGAAUGAACGUUAAAAAAAUGUCAACAGAUAAAACGGUAGAUAAUGCAGUGUUUUUUAUUCCCGUGGGGUACUCACUUAUAUGAGCCAUAUAGGUAUGUGCCACCCCAGUGGGUAGGGUUUUUGCUCCUUUUUAACUUGUGGGGAUGCGCGAGCAUACCAUGAGUUAUUGCAGGGACUAGGAUAUGCAAAUUAGUCACUUGCUCACUCGUAGUAGAUGGUUCAAUCUCGGUGGUUUUUUAGAGCUUCCAUUUGACGAUAAAGACUCAGUUAUGGCAGAUAAAGGAUUCACAAUUCAGGAUUUGUUGCCUUUGGGAGUUACUUUAAAUUUGCCACCUUUUCUUGGAUUAUCUGCACAUAUGGCUGCAGAGGAUGUGGUAGCCACCCAGGAAAUCGCUAGUUUAAGAAUUCAUGCUGAGCGUGCCAUAAACAAGAUAAAAAACUUUCACAUCUGGGAUAGAGUUGUUCCAUUACAUCAGAUGGGAAUUGUAAACCAGAUGUGGGCAGUAUGUGCAUUCUGUUGCAAUGCGCAGCCCAACAUCAUAUCCAUAUGA